Molecule: messenger RNA, 1741 nt
Organism: Solanum verrucosum
Lineage: Eukaryota; Viridiplantae; Streptophyta; Magnoliopsida; Solanales; Solanaceae
Exons: 1
Coding region: 104-1597 (497 amino acids)
Biological process (GO): biosynthetic process; cell division; regulation of cell shape
Cellular component (GO): cytoplasm
Molecular function (GO): UDP-N-acetylmuramoylalanine-D-glutamate ligase activity; ATP binding
Source: RefSeq, a predicted model, not a curated record
AUACUGUUCUCCUUCAUUUUCCCCAAUUUCACAGCCAUCAUCUUCUUCCCAUAGUCCAAAUUCUUCAAUCUAUCAGACUAAUUGAACUCAAAUACGACUCGAAAUGCUUAAAGCUUCAAGCUUGAAAGUGAGCUCAAAGCUCGUUAACUCACAUACAAAAAUUCAAUCCUUCUACCCUGAACAAGACCUCAAGGGUCAAAAAGUUGCUAUAAUUGGCCUUGGAAAAUCAGGCUCAGCUGCUACAAAACUUGCUCUUGCUAGAGGUGCUUCAGUUAUAGCCAUUGAUCAAAAUGAGAAUUCAGGAUCAACAUUUAACAUAAAUAAUGGUUUCUUAGAUCUGAAAAAUGCUGAUUUGAAGACAUUUUUUGGUAAUUUUGAUGAUAAGAUUCUGAAAGAGGCGGAUAUAGUUGUCGUUUCUCCUGGAAUUCCACUGGAAAAGUAUGGAAUUCAAUCAAUGAUAUGUUCGGGGAAGGAAGUACUCUCAGAGUUAGAUUUUGCUGCGCAAGUUAUUCCGAGUUGUACUAAGGUUUUAGCUGUUACAGGAACUAAUGGGAAGUCUACUGUUACCACAUUUGCAGGACAGAUACUUAAUCAUUUGGGUUUCGAGACGUUUGUUGGUGGUAACCUUGGAGUUCCACUCUCAGAAGCUGGUUUUCAUUCGUCUAACCGGAGACCUUUAGAGGUGGCUGUGGUGGAGGUGAGUAGUUAUCAGCUGGAAAUCCCACCGAAAUACUUUUGUCCUUCGGUUGCUGUGAUCCUAAAUCUUACUCCUGAUCAUCUUGAACGACACCAAACGAUGAAGAACUAUGCUGCAAUCAAGUGUCGUAUCUUUUCUCACAUGAGAGGGAAUAAAAUUGGUAUUCUUCCACUUGGAAAUCCAUAUCUGGAUGAAGCAGUUAUGGAUCACGCGGAUGGUGUUAGUCUUGCUUGGAUUGGAGGUUCCCCUGGUGUGAACGUUGAUGUGGAGGCGAAGAUUGCUGAGUUAAAGCUUCCUACAAUAGGCUGUGUUUCACAAUUACAAUUGAGUGAGCUGAAGGCAGUUGGGAAGCACAAUUACACCAAUGCUGCAGUGGCUGCAUUAUCAGUGCUUGGGUUGGAUAUUGAGAUCAAAGCUGAAGCUUUUAGUUCAACAAUUUCCAAAUUGACAACUCUGCCUCAUCGAAUGCAAGUUGUUCAUGUAGACGAUGAUGGAAUAGUUUGGGUUGACGACAGCAAGGCAACAAAUGUUGAAGCAACAUAUUUUGGUUUGAUUGGUUUUGAGCUGAAGUCAGUGGUUCUACUUGGUGGUGUUGCAAAGGAGGUAAAGAUGAAAGGUUCUAAUGGAUUUGAGCAGCUGGUUGAACCUCUUCGACACCAUCAAGGUGUAAUCACUUUUGGAUUUUCAGGAAAGAUGAUACAGAAGACACUCUGUGCUAAUGGUCUGACUAUUCCUUGUUUGAAUGCUGAAACUCUCAAGGAUGCUGUGAGCUUGGCAAGGAGUAUAGCACAACGUGGCGAUGCCAUUGUACUGAGUCCUGGUUGUGCUAGUUUUGACGAGUUUAGAAAUUUCGAGCACAGAGGAAGGAUCUUUCAAGAGUUUGCUAUCUCUUCAGAGUGACUGACCAUCUCUUCCACAUUCUGCUGGUCACCCGAGAUGGACUAUUUUCGCAAACUUUGCCAGUGAGAGUUGAUUCGGUAGCCAUAAAUUGGAACUUUAAUCCUUGUUGAAUAUUUGAAAUAUGAAGUUAAUGAUUUACUGAAA